Messenger RNA from Talaromyces rugulosus, 903 nucleotides. RefSeq lists its product as uncharacterized. The transcript has 3 exons. Lineage: Eukaryota; Fungi; Ascomycota; Eurotiomycetes; Eurotiales; Trichocomaceae. The record is from RefSeq and is a predicted model, not a curated record. Bases 1 to 903 code for a protein of 300 amino acids.
AUGGCUACUAGCAAGGACCUCAGUGCUCAGACCAUCUUUGGCAUCAAAGGCUUCGUCGCCGUGAUAACCAACGGCGCAACCGGGGUAGGCCUCAUGGCUGCACAAACUUUAGUCACCAACGGCGCACGUGUGUAUAUAGUCAGUCGACGACAGGACUUUCUCCAGAAGGCGGCUGAAACCGUCAAUGCUGGAGCUUCGAGUGGAGGGAAACUAGUUCCAAUCACGGCAGACAUCAGCCAAACAGACGGAAUCCGCACUAUAUCCUCCGAAAUCACUCGUCUCGAACCAGACGGUAUCAAUAUCCUUGUUAAUAAUGGCAAUGUUUCGCCCGAAGAACGUGCUCGUUCCGAAGCCUACACUAUCGACUUCAGUGAUGCAAACGCAGUAUCUAAGUGGAUGACCACCGAUGGGCCUGACGCAUGGAAAGAUGCCUAUUCUGGCAAUAUCGCCUCUCACCAUUUUCUAACAGCCGCUCUACUGCCCUUGCUCGACAAAGGCAGACAACAAACUCCAGGCCAUUCCAGUGCUAUCAUAAAUAUUGCAUCUGCUGCCGGUCUGACCAAGACACACAGCCACGGGCAGUUUGCGUUUUCAUCUACCAAGGCGGCGUUCAUACAUUUGACCAAGGAGUGGGCUCACACAUUUUUGCCUCUCCGGGUAAGAGUCAAUUGUAUUUCACCAGGAAUAUUUUCACCUGUUUUUCCGGGAGAGGGUGUUAGGGAUGAGGGACAGAGAGAGCGGCUGGAACGAGUUGGGAAUGAGAUUCCUGCUGGUCGACCGGGAAAGGAGACUGACAUUGGGGCUGCAAUACUUUAUCUUUGUAGCAAGGCAGGCACCUACGUAAAUGGGCAAGUCCUCCAUCUUGACGGAGGAAUUCUGCUCAAGGCACCGUCUACAGUCUAG